AUGGAUACCGAUAUCCUCCUCCAAUUCUUUGACCUGAUGGAUGAUCUCAGCAUAAACAUCGUCAUCACUCACUAUGGAGCAUCAUUCCAGCAACAUUACAUGAGAUAUGAAUCACUCAUAUUCAAACAAAUACAAAGGUUGGAGUGCGUUGUGCUACUUAAUGGUAUCAUCAAGUGUUUUGGAACAAACUACGAUGAACAUAAGGACAUUUACCAACCAAUCUUGGAGCGUAUCCAUCCAAUGAAGCCAUACCAGUUCUAUUCCGGACGGCCAAGAGCUUUGGGACUCACGACCAAAUGGACCAGCUCAUAG
This is a messenger RNA of Acytostelium subglobosum LB1, 312 nucleotides long. RefSeq lists its product as hypothetical. NCBI's taxonomy places the organism in Eukaryota, Evosea, Eumycetozoa, Acytosteliales, Acytosteliaceae. The transcript is spliced from 3 exons. The record is from RefSeq and is a predicted model, not a curated record. Bases 1 to 312 code for a protein of 103 amino acids.